This is a messenger RNA of Exaiptasia diaphana, 2856 nucleotides long. RefSeq names its product fibroblast growth factor receptor 3. The record is from RefSeq and is a predicted model, not a curated record. Gene Ontology annotation, molecular function: transmembrane receptor protein tyrosine kinase activity; ATP binding. The transcript is spliced from 9 exons. The coding region runs from base 366 to 2108 and encodes 580 amino acids. Gene Ontology annotation, cellular component: signaling receptor complex. Gene Ontology annotation, biological process: protein phosphorylation; multicellular organism development; cell surface receptor protein tyrosine kinase signaling pathway. Lineage: Eukaryota; Metazoa; Cnidaria; Anthozoa; Actiniaria; Aiptasiidae.
UCGAGCUCACCUGUCAUGUGACUGCUAACCCGAAACCUAUUAUUACAUGGAGUAAAAAGGAGUCUACUCUCACGUCGUUGGAAAAAAGGCAAAGUUGUGAAAACUCAGGCGGUGGUUAUUACCUGAAGAGUACAUUCAAGGAGACUGGUAACGUGCUACUGAUUUGUGAUGCUGACAAUCGACACACUGGUUUGUACACUUGCCAUGCACAGAACGAGAAAGGAUAUGACGUAAAGACUGCCUAUGUGAACGUACUAAUUUCACCAAAAAUCAUCCCUGAUUCAAAGAACAAGAUCGUGUACAAAUCUAUUGGGCAGGCUGUUGACAUCGAUUGCAACGCCACAGGCAACCCAUCACCUACAGUUAUGUGGACUAAACUUCUUUCCGACGGCAGGACUGUCGCCUUGCGAGGAAAGCGUAAAGUAUUUUUUGAACUGAAAAUUGCAAAAUUACGUGAAGACGAUUACGGAAACUAUGAAUGUAUAGCAUCUAACUUGAGAGGUACAGAUGAAAUGAUGCUUUCUAUUCUACCUUUAGAUAAGAAAAAAAUCUCCAAAGCCAAAACCACCAAAACCACCACAAUUGUGGCGAGCGGUAUUGGAGGAGCGCUAGGUUUGGUAUUUUUAAUUACACUGUUGGUGUGCUGCUUGGUGAAUCGUCGACACAAAAAGUUACUAUUGGAAUACCAGGCGAUGAAAUAUCUUAGAAGUGGUGAAGAUUACAAGCUUGACCCAAACCGCACUAUUCUUGAGCAGUGUGAAGAAUUGCCUUACGAUGCUGACUGGGAGUUUCCUGUCAARAGACUAAUUCUCCAGGGGGUCAUUGGUUCGGGGGCGUUUGGUCAAGUCAUGAAAGCCGAAGCCGUUGGGAUUUUGUCGUUCAGUGCUGGUGACAAGAAGUCGAUAGCGUUUAAAAGACGAUUGAAAUUGCGUAGGAGAUUAAUGUUCAAGGAGGCAAACGAGAGUGAUUACAAAGACCUCGCGAYAGAGCUGAAAAUAAUGAUACACCUCGGAGAACACAGUAACAUCAUCAACCUUCUUGGCGCAUGUACUCGAAGUGAGCAGCUCAUGGUCAUCAUGGAGUUUGCGCCUCAUGGAAACUUGUUGAACUUUCUGCGAAGUCGCCGUGAGAUCUACGAGGCCACGUGGCGUAAGACGGCUAAUAACCCCGAUGCUGAAUUCACAUUAGCUGAUUUAGUCAUGUACUCGUAUCAGAUCGCUAGGGGAAUGGAUUUCUUGUCCUCAAAAAAGUGCGUCCAUCGUGACUUGGCCGCAAGAAACGUCCUUGUUGGUGAAGAUUACGUCAUGAAGAUCGCUGACUUUGGUCUAGCACGUGAUAUUUACAAAUCCGAUCUGUAUGUCAAAGAGACGACAGGGCUGUUGCCUCUAAAAUGGAUGGCUCCUGAGUCACUUUUUGAUAGAGUUUAUACUCUAAAAACGGACAUCUGGUCAUUUGGUAUUGUGUUAUGGGAGACACAGACGCUGGGAGGCACACCMUACCCUGAUAUCCCAGUAAAGGAGUUGAUGGACUACUUGUCUGGAGGCCAGCGAAUGAGACAGCCAAAGGAUUGUCCACCUGAAAUAUAUGCCAUCAUGAGAGAUUGUUGGCUCCAAGAGCCGAGUGAAAGACCGACCUUCUCUGAACUAGUGCGAAGAAUAGAACGAAUUAUCGAGAAAAAGAUYUCUGGGCAAGAAGCAGGCGAUGCUUACAUCAGUAUUUUCAUGGACGAAGGCGAUGAUCAGAACAUGUAUUUGGAGCCCAAGGAAGCUUUUGAGCACUCAUCAUCGAAUAGUCCAAGGAACGUUGGUCCGCAAACAAUAACAGAGGAAGAAAUCCAAGACUCACCACUACCUCCUGUUCCAUGUAUUUCACUGGAAAACAUUCACGAAUCAGCGGGAACAGACAAUGAUGAUCAACCCAUUCAAAGCCUCUUAAGUCCUGAAGGAUCUUCUAAAAGUACAGACAGAGUUCAUCGAAAUUCACUCGUAAGAUCACUCUCAUUAGGGACUGAUUGCGAUGAAAAACGAGUGAAGGGUGAACUCUAUACAACAGUUGAUAUCAACGUUAUAGAUAUCGACUAUCAAACAGAGAGAGAAACCUUGCUGUAAAAAUACCACUUUCAAUAUUUUGGUUGACUAACCACGGACAAAGGCAGACAAAGGAAACUCKGCGGCUCCGAUAGCCUGCGUGCAGUCGAACCAAAUCUCAGUGUUGUUUUGUUUCGGUGUUUUGUUUAGUUUGUCUGCGAAUUAAAAUAACAGAGGACUAGCCUGCAAACAGCAGAUAAUUAUUGUUUUGUUUCCCCUGAAACUCAGUUCUUUAGUGGAUUAUCAGCCAGCCAGAAUUAUCGAAAGUGGGUUAUUAAUGGAGUUAAUUAAUUUGUCCAGCACAGAAAUUCAAUUGGUGCUAAUCUCAAUUUGUAGAACUCUAGUUUUGAUCUCUCAUCUAUGUGUGCAGUAAAAGACUAUAUAUGGCACAGCUUGGCACAUAGUAAUAUGCAUGCUCUUAUAACAUGGGGUCUGUAUUGAAUUCAGACAUUCAAGCUAAAUAUAUUGUAGAGUCAUGAAAACAAGUACAACAAAAUCUCGCUAGAUAUGUUUUUUUUUGUAUUUUUUUUCCGCGCCGAGUAUGAUUCAGAUGAGCAGAUCAGUGCGGGGUGAUGAGUGCUUUGCCCAUCCACCAUGAUGAUCUGACUAGUGACCUUAGUGCUCAUCGCAAAURAUAGCGCAAUAAAAAAGUAUGAUGAUAAACGUAUAAGAACUGGAUACUGGAAAUUGGAUAAAAUCUUAUGAUGAAAUCAGGUUUAAAUGACUUUGUGUAUGAAAAAAGCAUAAUAAAAAAUAUACUCGAAAUUAA